Molecule: messenger RNA, 1723 nt
Organism: Coccidioides immitis RS
Lineage: Eukaryota; Fungi; Ascomycota; Eurotiomycetes; Onygenales; Onygenaceae
Product: protein GZF3
Exons: 4
Coding region: 140-1417 (425 amino acids)
Biological process (GO): negative regulation of transcription by RNA polymerase II; positive regulation of transcription by RNA polymerase II
Molecular function (GO): DNA-binding transcription factor activity, RNA polymerase II-specific; RNA polymerase II cis-regulatory region sequence-specific DNA binding; zinc ion binding
Source: RefSeq, a predicted model, not a curated record
CUGCAAUCAACUUUGCCCGCUGUACUCCUUUUAAUUCUUUCGCUCUUGUCUUAGUAGCUAUAUAUUCUGUUCGUUUUUUAGCGCUCUCUAAUUCUUGCUCCUCUUCCCUCGGCCCAGCCCUUUGUCCUCCUCCUUCGAGAUGACGUCCGCCGUAGCCACUCUCGCCCUAGGAUCUUCCGCCAUUAGCCCUUCCCUUCCCCCCAACUCGCACCAGACAGAUAUGCUGGUGUUCCCGGCAUCUUCCCAGGAGGGAGAGCGCGCGACCUCCGCCUCCGUGUCUCCGCCCUUAUUACCCGUCUCGGCAUCGGCAUCUGGUCAAUCCGAGACUCUGAGUACGCGUCCUACAAGUCAGAAUAUGGGAAGCCAUGCUGCACCAUGUUCUGAAGGCCCUAUUUCUAACGCCGGGCUUUCUGCCCUAGCCUCUGCUGCGUCUGCCCCGACAUCAUAUCUCCGAGCCUAUGAUGCCGCUGAGAAUGUGUGUAACAACCAUAACGCGACCCAGAGCAUGAACUACGCCACUUCUUCGCCAAGUGCUACCACCGGCGGUUCGGGAGCGGCUUCGUCCGUUUGCCAGAACUGUGGCACCUCGAAAACGCCCCUGUGGAGAAGAGAUGGCAUGGGAGCCGUCCUCUGCAACGCUUGCGGUCUUUUCCUCAAACUCCACGGUCGCCCGCGCCCAUUGAACCUGAAAACAGACGUAAUCAAGAGCCGUAAUAGGGUCAAGACCUCGGGGCAAGGCUCCAAGCGGAAGCAGUCAGCAGUUGACGUAAAUGGAACUCCUACCUCCAAAGCCGAUGCAAUGGCUGCCACCGGAGCAUACGGCUUUCCUAGAGCGCGAAAAACAUCACCUCGGUCUGACCGCUCGAAUUCUCCGCUAUCGCGUACCGAUACCCCCAACUUCGCUCACAACAAUAAUAUCGCCCCCCAAAACGUGUUCGAUGGCGUCGCUUUGUCGGAACAUGGUAUUAAUCCAUCCACCGCAGGAUUCUCAGCGUUGCAACUACAACAGCCAUCCCCGGGAUCAAGCACGUCGUCCAACGAUCGGCAUCUAGAGAUGGCGCAAACAUACGAAGGCUUAGUCGCGGCGAAUACCUCGCUAAAAACUCGUGUCAGCGAGCUGGAAGUGAUCAAUGAGCUGUUUCGUGGGAGGGUAACACAAUUAGAACAAAGCGAAGAGGCCUCGAGGAGGUCAGAGCUGAACGUGCGGGACUCUGAACUGCAUUUGAGACGCUCUCUGGAAGAGGCUCAGAAGCGGGAGGAAGAGCUGAAACGCAAGAUAAGCGAGCUAGAACAAGAGUUGAAUGAAUACAAACAGAGCGACAACUGCGGGAACCCGGUAGAACCCGAAGCCAAAAAAGCGCGUCUUUCUGACAAUACCAUCGGACCGCCCGCCAACCCCACCAUCGAAGCUUCCUAGCCGCAUAGUCAGCUGGUACGCUUAUUAGCUACGGAAAAUUCCGCAGAGCGAACAAACCCCUUCUCGACCCACUGCCACUGUCCCUUCUAUUACCCAGAUACCCAUGUGUUUUUUCUUUUCAAAGCAUUGGGCUCGGAUAUCUAUUGUAAUGCUAAUUUAAGCUAUGCUGUAUUUUUAUCAGAUCUUGUUCCUUUUCCACUCUGUUGUCAUGGCGUGGUUGGCUAUUUGGAGGAGCCCGACUAUACAUAGGGGUUAAAAAAAUGCUUUCGUUGCGAAUUGAAAUCAUCACUUGUUUUGAGGAGAUGA